AUGGCGCGUGCAUUGCACUACCUUCUCGUAACGCUGUGCGUCGCGCACGUGGCGAUCGCCGAGAAGGAGUCCAACAUCCUCAAACUGAGCAAGCCGCAAAAGAUCGCGGUCAAGACGGACUUUAACGCGACGGAGGGCAAGGACGAGUCUAAGAAGCGAGCGUCCUCCCUCGCCUUCAGCAAAAAUAAUCCGGAGCUGGACUGGAAGAACUACUUGAAGACGUUCGACGAAAGCGAGGAGAAGCACCGGGAUUUCGAUUUAGAUUUCAUGAAGGAGAAACUCGAAAGGACGGCCAACAGUAUACAGUGGCUCGUCGAUCUUUACGAUCCCCUCAGGUGGGCCCGAGUGCCCGGGAAACUUCAGGACGAGUGCAGGAGGGAUAUGGAAAGAUUUCUCGGAGCGCUGAGGGACGGGAAAACCUGGGCCGCAAAGAUGUCGGACGCGAGCGGCCGCUACUCCUCACAAUUCCACUUCGGUAACGGCUUCUGGUUGGGCUCGAGUACCCUUUGCAAGGAGCUCAAUGUCACCCACGAAAAAAAUGGGAGAGGAAUCGACGACGUCGAGGAGGAAGACGAGGGAGAGGAGGACCGGCAGCCACCCUUUCCUUUGAGAUUUCACGUCGCGAGGCUGUAUCUAACGCUGCCGAAGGAGGUCGAUUUUUCGACACGUCAGGUGUUUUUGGGCCUCUGCCUGCCAGGUACAUGCGACCGCGCAUCUCUGGCUUCGAUGCUGCGAGCCAGCGCCGACAGAGUCGAGCACGAGGGCAAUUCGACCUAUCGAUCGAGCGGCCCGAAGAUCCACGUGGUCACGGUGAAACCCGUGCCGUCUAGCAAUUACUGCGCUUGGCGGGAUCCGAAAUUUUACGUGCUCUCAGCCAUCGGCAGCGCCAUACUGUUCUUGAUGAUCUGCGCGACCGUGUACGAGUACAGGUCGCUUCCCCCGGUGAAGGACAUAGAGUCUUCGAGCGCGUCGAAUAACAACGACAAAACCAACGAUUUCAUGGACAAGAAUCUGAACGACGAGCGCGGGAUCAAGCUGGGACCGGAGAACGGUCAGGAGCUGAUCGAGAAGGGGACGAAGCGGCCGCAAAAAGAGGGCCCGACCCAGAAGAAGGACCGCGAGGAAGGAUUCUGGCUGAGAUCCCUGCUCGCGUUCAGUCCUAUCGUCAACGGGAGCAAGAUUAUUAGCACGGAGCCCGCGGCCAAGGAUAAUCUGACCUGUCUGCACGGUCUCCGAGUGCUCUCGUUGGGAUGGGUCGUCAUGGUGCACACGUACCUCCAGGUCUUCUCCAUCGCCGAGAACAAGACGCUGCGGACGGUCACCGAGAGGAACUUCAUGUUCCAGACCAUCAGCAACGCCACGUUCUCCGUCGAUACUUUCUUCUUCAUCAGCGGCUUGCUGGUGACCAUACUGUUCUACCGAUCCUUGGGCAGCCACGGCAACGAGAAGGGCAGCUUCCUGAAGACGAGCUCCACGAAGUUCGUUAUAAUGAUUCUGUACCGAUUUGUUAGAUUGACGCCGGCUUAUCUCUUUGUGCUGGGAAUGAACGAGAUCGCCAUAAAGCAAGCCCAGGCGAGAACAGUCUUCUCGCCCAUUGUUAUCGACCACCUGACCUGCGAGAAGUUCUGGUGGCGAAACGCCCUUUACUUAAACUCGCUGUACCCGCGUACGGAAAUGUGUAUGCUGUGGAGCUGGUACAUGGCGAACGAUACGCAGUUCUACGUCCUUGGGAUAUUUCUUCUUUUACUCUCGGUAAAAUAUUUCAAGACCGUGGUCGCUAUCGUCUCGCUGCUGAUCGCCUCUUCAUGGUUCACCACGUUUUCCAUAGCCUACAGCAACGAUUACAUAGCGAGAAUUCAGGAGCCGUUCGCGCUAUUCGACGAGCUCUACGACAAGCCCUGGCUCAGAGCGGGACCGUAUUUCAUCGGCACGAUCACCGGUUACGUCCUCUUCAAAACAAAAUGCCAACUGAAACUACCCGUGGGAGCGGGACUGAUCGGCUGGCUAUUGUCCGCGAUGAUCAUGUUCUCGGUGGUGUACGGCCUCUACCCUGGAAAUCUCACGGUGCUAACGAGCAGCGUGUACGCAGCCUUGGGUCAUACCGCAUGGGCAAUGGCUGUAGCUUUCAUCGUGAUUCAAUGUUGCACGGGCUCAGCACGAAUGAUCGACAGUUUGCUCUCACUUAGGCUAAUGUAUCCUCUCUCACGGCUCACGUACUGCGCCUAUCUGGUGCAUCCAAUUAUCAUGAUGGUCACAUGUACGCAGAUGGACGGGCCCCUGCAUCUUCACAACGGAGUUGUGCUCAUCGUCUACUUCGGUAACCUGGUGGCGUCGUAUCUCCUGUCGUUCUGCAUCUCCCUCGCUUUCGAGGCGCCGGUGGUGAAUUUGUUGAAAAUUGCAUUCAUUUCGAAGAGUGUGAGGUAGAAUACGAUCGCUCGCCUGAUAGAAGGACAAAUGCGAUUAUCCAGCGCGGUAACGACGUUUCUCCGGAUUCAAUCUCGACGAGAAAGACACGAGUAUCGCCGAAUACCUUUAUGGGACGUGCCACAAAUCGCCGAUAUGGAUAAUUCGGUGACAAUUCGUCUCACUGAAGCGAGCCCCGAGCUCUCUAACAUUAGAGCUCUCCUCCCAAACGUAGAUAGCUAAAUCGCUCAUAAAUCGAUC
Molecule: messenger RNA, 2664 nt
Organism: Dinoponera quadriceps
Lineage: Eukaryota; Metazoa; Arthropoda; Insecta; Hymenoptera; Formicidae
Product: nose resistant to fluoxetine protein 6-like
Exons: 13
Coding region: 1-2424 (807 amino acids)
Molecular function (GO): acyltransferase activity, transferring groups other than amino-acyl groups
Source: RefSeq, a predicted model, not a curated record